GAAGCCGGAAGCGACCGUGGGCCCCGCUAGCCCCGCGGCCCCAAACUCGGUGGUCUUGGAGGCUCCGCAGGAUGGGGGAGAAGAUGGCGGAAGAGGAGUUCUCCAAUACAACUCAUGAGGGUUUCAAUGUCACCCUMCACACCACCCUGGGUGUCACGACCAAACUGGUGCUCCCGACCCCUGCCAAGCCCAUCCUCCCUGUGCAGACAGGCGAGCAGGCCCAGCAGGAGGAGCAGUCAAGUGGCAUGACCAUUUUCUUCAGCCUUCUUGUCUUAGCUAUCUGCAUCAUAUUGGUGCAUUUACUGAUCCGAUACAGAUUGCAUUUCUUACCAGAGAGCGUUGCUGUUGUUUCUCUAGGUAUCCUCAUGGGAGCAGUUAUAAAAAUUAUAGAGUUUAAAAAACUGGCAAAUUGGAAGGAAGAAGAAAUGUUUCGACCUAAUAUGUUUUUCCUCCUCCUGCUGCCGCCUAUCAUCUUUGAGUCUGGAUACUCCUUGCACAAGGGUAACUUCUUUCAGAAUAUUGGUUCCAUCACUCUGUUUGCUGUUUUUGGUACAGCGAUCUCUGCUUUUGUAGUAGGUGGAGGAAUCUAUUUUCUGGGUCAGGCUGACGUCAUCUCUAAACUCAACAUGACAGACAGUUUCGCAUUUGGCUCCCUAAUAUCUGCUGUUGACCCCGUGGCCACUAUUGCCAUUUUCAAUGCUCUGCAUGUGGACCCCGUGCUCAACAUGCUGGUGUUUGGAGAAAGUAUUCUCAACGAUGCCGUCUCUAUUGUCUUGACCAACACAGCUGAAGGUUUAACAAGAAAGAAUACGUCAGAUGUCAGUGGGUGGCAAACAUUUUUACAAGCCCUUGGCUACUUCCUCAAAAUGUUCUUUGGCUCUGCGGCACUCGGCACCCUCACUGGCUUGAUUUCUGCAUUAGUGCUAAAGCACAUUGACUUGAGGAAAACGCCUUCCUUGGAGUUUGGCAUGAUGAUCAUUUUUGCCUAUCUGCCUUAUGGGCUUGCAGAAGGAAUCUCACUCUCAGGCAUCAUGGCCAUCCUGUUCUCUGGCAUCGUGAUGUCGCACUACACGCACCAUAACCUCUCCCCCGUCACCCAGAUCCUCAUGCAGCAAACCCUCCGGACCGUGGCCUUCUUGUGCGAAACAUGUGUGUUUGCAUUUCUUGGCCUGUCCAUUUUUAGUUUCCCUCACAAGUUUGAAAUUUCCUUUGUCAUCUGGUGCAUAGUGCUCGUGCUGUUCGGCAGAGCCGUCAACAUUUUCCCGCUUUCCUACCUCCUGAACUUCUUCCGCGAUCACAAGAUCACCCCGAAGAUGAUGUUCAUCAUGUGGUUUAGCGGCCUGCGGGGGGCCAUCCCUUAUGCCCUGAGCCUGCACCUGGACCUGGAGCCCAUGGAGAAGCGGCAGCUGAUCGGCACCACCACCAUCGUCAUUGUGCUCUUCACCAUCCUGCUGCUGGGCGGCAGCACCAUGCCCCUCAUCCGCCUCAUGGACAUCGAGGACGCCAAGGCGCGCCGCAGGAGCAAGAAGGACGUCAACCUCAGCAAGACGGAGAAGAUGGGCAACACCAUCGAGUCCGAGCACCUGUCGGAGCUCACCGAGGAGGAGUACGAGGCCCACUACAUCCGGCGGCAGGACCUCAAGGGCUUCAUGUGGCUGGAYGCCAAGUACCUGAACCCCUUCUUCACACGGAGGCUGACACAAGAGGACCUCCAUCAUGGGCGCAUCCAGAUGAAGAGCCUCACCAACAAGUGGUAUGAGGAGGUGCGCCAGGGCCCGUCGGGCUCUGAGGACGACGAGCAGGAGCUGUUCUGACCGAGCUGGGUGCCGCGCCUUCUGGCAGACAGGGCCCAGGCGGGCCUUGCCACCCACAGACACGGAGCGUGGCCCUGGAAGUACUUGCACUUGGCAGCCUCUUCAGGGUGUCAGAAGGAGAGUGACAUGAGGCUGCGGAAUCUUCUUAGCCUGCAGUUUUCCAGGCCUUUGGAAACACUCAUCUCCCCACUCCUCACUGAGCAGGGCCUCCACAAAGUGGAGUGGCCGCCGUCACAGGUAGUGCCCCCUCCUGCUUCUGCAGCCCCUGUGCAGCCCCUAAGAGAGCGGUUCCGCCUGGACAGGGAAGCCCKAGCCAGGGCCUGCAGGGAGCGCUGAACCUGGAGCCUGGGGGUCAGGGUCUGAGUCGGUGCCACUCCCCAGCUGAGUCUGCUCCAGGGGCUGGUGAGGAGCAGAGUCGGUGGCGGCAGCAGUGGUUCUGASCCUCGUGCAGGCUCAGAAAGCCAGAAACCUCAACCCCCUGAGAAGGAAAAACUGAGCGACCCUUUUUCUUUACCUCUGAUUGGCACCUCACCGCCUGUCUUCCGGGGCAGGCAGCUGCUGCCCUGCUCUGGGCUUAUCGUGAAUGUUUACACUAGUGCCCACCUUGAGGGCUGGGCCYUUCUUUGAGCCUGGUUGGAAGCUGCAGUCCUGGGUCUCAGGCUGGGGCAUUGGGCUCUUUUGUGGGGUCAGAGCGCCCCCUAGAGAGAAGCUGGAAAAUGGUGUCUGUGGCCAGCCAUGGCUGCCUUGAUUCCGUUUCAGUUGAUGCACUUUACCAAGUCCAGGAGUCUGGUAGCCUCCUGCCUCGGCCGGCAUCCCGUCUCCCUCGCUGGGUCCUGGUGCUCCAGUGUUCUCGUUCAUCCAGUCCGAGGUCCUUUGCCAGCUGUAUGUCCACCUGCCAUUACCUGCUGCCACCUUCACUGCUGUUUAGGGUUCUGUUCUCUUCAUUUCCCCACCAUCUUGGUUUCUGUCCRUCUCCCAUGCUGGGGUGCCAGCUCCCCACCCAGAGGUACCGUCUCGGGCCCUGCCUCCCCUGCCACCUCAGGGUGAGAAGCUGCCAGUCGUUUCCAUGUGACCCACACCCCGUUCCCACCCACCUUUCGUGUAACUGCUCCACUGCGCCCAUCCACAGGCGUGGACAACGUUCCCCUGUGGCUCCGGGUCCCAGCUGGAGUCGAGAGCAGAACCCUCAGGUGAUUCAGUUCAUCACGUGCAUGUCCUUGGCUCUCAGUGGGACACUGUGGGCCCAGGUCUGUAUGGGCCAGCAUGCCUUGGACUGGUAGAAGGUGUAUUUCCCUGUCUUGUGCCCCAGGCAGGGUGACUCUGGAAGUCGGGUUGGACCGACUGCAGACCCCCUAGGAUUUUUGCCAGGCCCAGCCCUCACUGCUCACCUUGCCUAGAACUUGUCGCUGUCAGGCAGGAAGCYGCGUUUGCUUUUAUGCAUGAGAAGUGAGUUUGUGCUUGAUAGAGCUAACGCGUGGUCUUUUCCUUCCUAGAGUCCCACACCUUGACCCCAUAGUUCAAGCCAUCCCAUUGCCUUGCAUAAUUUUGUUUUCCACAUUUCUUUGCUGUGGAAGAAGAGGUCAGAGAAGGGGACCUUCGCCCUUGCCUGAGAAUAGGCAGGGAGCUGAGACCAGGUUGAUGGCUUAGCCCAGCUCAGAGCUAACUUCUCUUCUCCCCUGAAAUCCAGGGUCUGAUAUCAGAGAUGAAGGUUGUUUUGCAAGCUCAGUAACUUGCCAAGAUUUUCUUUUUUUAAUCUUAGAUUUAUAGACGAAGCAAUGAGACAGAUGGAGUCUUCUCAGUUCAGACUAUUGUCAUCAGGUCCAAUGGCCCAGCCACAACAUGCCUUGUCCUCCCACUUUUUGCUGAGACCUGAGAAUGUCAUGGUGGCGAGCAUCUGUGGGGUCURGUGGAAAGGCCACCAGGCUUUGCUGGUGGGGAGGGUGGGACCUUUCCUGGGCGCUACCAGCACUAGCCUGGGUCUCCUGUGAGUCUCCUCUGCCCCCUGCUGRUAAGGGAGGGUUUAGCAGCCUGGAAGAGCAACCCCAGAGUUGAGGGUGACCAGCUUCGAUUUGUAGUAAGCAGAAGGCCCUGGAGGUGUGUUUUUCAGGUGGAGUAUCACUUCAGGCGGUAAAUAAAUGUAGAAGAUAUAAAAGGAUCCAGUUUUGCUAUACCUUCCCGCCUGCUUCAGAUCUAGCCAAGAGRCAGGACAGCUGUGGCUCAGAAGGUAUUGCUUUAGAGUGAGGUAAGAGCCAUGAGUGCCCCUGGGAAUGCUGGCCCUGUAGCCAGUAAACCAAGAUGUGCCACAGCAGGCCUGUGCCCCCGACACCCCACUUCCUGGGAUAAAUCGUACGCUCAGUGUCACCUGUGGUUGUAGGACCUCUUGGAACAACCACACCCUGCAACUUGAGGUUGGAGUCUUCAGGAGCUUUUCCUAAGUCCCCAGGGGUCAAGUCAGCUGUGGGCUGGACCAGGCUGGGGACAGCUGAGCCCAUUGGUGCCCAGCCUCUCAGCCCAGGAGCAGAGCCGAAGCCCUCCAGUCCUCAGCCCAAGCCACCGGCCCUCUCACAGUGGGGCUGUAGCAGGGCCCUGCCUGGCCCAGAACGUGGCAGCCCCAGGCAGCGCAGACGUAUAUGCCUUUGUGUGCGGUGGAUGCCAGACGGGCGAGUGGGGGCCUCCUUGACGCUGGCCAGAUAUCCCUAUGCCUCAGCAAGACCUGGCCUCCUGAGUCUUGGUCCCUGUUUCCCUGGACGCACACCCCGGCAGAGCUCUCAGCAGGGUAGCUGUUCCAGGACCCCASUAGCUUGGCAGUCCAGGGACUGGCAAAGCCCAGGUAGACAGUUGCCCCCGAUUCCAGCUGGAGAAUCUCAUAGCUCUCUGCUAUAGGGUAGGAUUUUAAAAUACAAAAUAGGGUCCCCUCCCCAUUCCCUCYAAAAUGCAGCCAUGUGUUUCCCCUGCUGGUUGGAGCGUCAGAAGCUGAAUCUGGGAUGUUCSCAACACUGCAGCCAGAGUCAUUAGGGUGUCCUCCCAGGACUCCACCUCCAGGGCCCAGGCCUAAGUACAGGCUCCCAGAGAAUAAGGAGCUAGCUCCUGGCUGGUUCCCACCGUUUCUCAAAUGCAUAUUCAUGGGCCACCGAGGAAAGACUUUCUAACAUGGCCUGCCCCAUCCCAUUUCCCCACCAUCCCAGGGCCCUUACCCACGGUGUGGACUCUCAGCUCUGCAGGCAGGAGGCUGCUGGGAGCCCCUCAGGGCUGUGGGGCUGGAAGGAAAAAUGUGCUUGGUGGCCAGAGGAAAGAAGCCACUUGCACAUGACAAGGGAGGGAUGGUUGGGAGGCCCCAGCCUCCACCAGAGGCUCCAGUGCCCCCGCUACAGUUCCCACAAGGCCUGAUCUUUUCUCACGGCCAAUAGGAGUCUUGUGUUUUUUUUCAUAUUUUCUCUAAAAAUUAAGGUUUGUGUAAUUMAGUUUGGGUUUUUCAUUGUUUAUUUUUUCUUUAAGGA
Molecule: messenger RNA, 5311 nt
Organism: Urocitellus parryii (Arctic ground squirrel)
Lineage: Eukaryota; Metazoa; Chordata; Mammalia; Rodentia; Sciuridae
Gene: Slc9a8
Product: solute carrier family 9 member A8
Biological process (GO): regulation of intracellular pH; potassium ion transmembrane transport; sodium ion transport
Cellular component (GO): membrane
Molecular function (GO): potassium:proton antiporter activity; sodium:proton antiporter activity
Source: RefSeq, a predicted model, not a curated record